Molecule: messenger RNA, 1576 nt
Organism: Salvelinus namaycush (lake trout)
Lineage: Eukaryota; Metazoa; Chordata; Actinopteri; Salmoniformes; Salmonidae
Product: hydroperoxide isomerase ALOXE3-like
Exons: 12
Biological process (GO): linoleic acid metabolic process; lipid oxidation
Molecular function (GO): oxidoreductase activity, acting on single donors with incorporation of molecular oxygen, incorporation of two atoms of oxygen; iron ion binding; protein binding
Source: RefSeq, a predicted model, not a curated record
AUGUUCUGUGGGAUUCGUCUCUCCCUGCUCCAGGAGUACGACGGAGAGGCUGCGGGCUGCCGGGGGUUCCGACUUCAACUGGAGCUAUACCUGGCCACCGUCCACCCGGCUCCAUCUGGCCGUGAGAAGGUGUCCGUGCCUCACCGGCAAAACCCUGGAGUGAUUGAGCUUGAUGUGUCCUGUCCUUCCUCCCUGGGCCAUCUGGAGUUUGUGGUGCUGGAAUCAGAGCCGUACCUCCCAUUCUGCUUCCUCAACAAUGACUGGUUCUGCUCUAAAGUUGUGGUGACCACACCAGAGGGAGACACAGUCAACUUCCCCUGUUACCACUGGAUCUCAGGCAAUGAGCGGCUGAUGUUCAGGGAGGCCACUGGUAAACUGAUAUUCAAUGAGACCUGGCCAGAGGCCAUAGAAGAGAGACAGAGGGAGCUGCAGAAUCGGCAAAAGGUCUACCGUUGGAGUAUAUAUGCCGAGGGUCUACCCGAAAUAAUGAAAGUUGACAGCGCUUCUGAUCUCCCUGCUGAGGUCCGCUUCUCUUUCACCAAGGACAUUGAGUUCACCUUCACAGCAGUCGAAGCAUUGGUGUCACUGAAACUAGAAACCCAUUCCACCAACAAGAAACAAUGGAAGAGCCUAGAUGAACUCAGUCACGUUUUCAAUAGCCACAAGACUGACGUCUAUGAAUAUGUCGAAAAGAACUGGAAGGAGGAUGAGUUUUUCGGGUACCAGCUUCUGAACGGCAUCAACCCCAUGAUGAUCCAUCGCUGCUCCAAGCUUCCAGAGAACUUCCCUGUCACAGAAGACAUGGUGAAGGCUUCCCUUUUCGGAAAAAACCUUGAAGCAGAAAUUCAGAAAGGCAACAUCUUUCUGGUUGACUACAAGCGUCUACAUGGAGUGACUGCAAACGUGAUCCACGGGAAACAGCACUUCUUGGCUGCUCCUCUCUGCUUGCUCUACGUGACCCCAGAAGAUAAGCUCAUUCCCAUUGCAAUCCAGCUGAAGCAGGUGCCUGGAGAAGACAACCCCAUCUUCCUUCCUACUGACUCUGAGUAUGACUGGCUCCUGGCCAAGAUCUUUGUGAGGAACGCUGACUUCGCCGAACACGAGCUGAACUUUCACCUGCUGAGGACUCACCUGCUGGCUGAGGUGUUUGCCGUGUCGACACUGCGUAACCUACCAAUGGUCCAUCCCCUCUACAAGCUCCUGAUCUCUCACUUCCGCUACACUCUGCAGAUCAACACUCUGGCUAGACAGGCCCUCAUAUCAGAGAAGGGGGUGAUCACAGAGAAUGCCAAUGUAGGAGGUCCAGGGAUGUUGGAGUUCCUGAAGAAAGCGGUGGCCUCAUUGACCUACAGCUCCCUCUGUAUGCCGGAGGACAUCACUGCACGCGGUCUGGAGUCAAUCCCCAACUUCUUCUACAGGGAUGACGGACUCAGGUUGUGGGACAUCGUUCACAGGUUUGUUCAGAAAAUGAUUGUUCACUACUACACCUGUGACUCAGACAUCCAGAAGGACUCUGAACUGCAGAACUGGAUCAAGGAGAUCUUCUUCCAUGGCUUCCUGGCAGAAACCAGCACAG